GCAUUUGAUCAACAUCAUAGAUCACGCUUGGCGGCACUGGCAAAAAACAUGAGUGUUCACCAGGCACUUGCGUCUGCAGGUUUUGAAAAGAGCUCAAAAUUAGGUGGCGAAGUUUUCGCGGACGUCUUGAAAGAUUACCUGCUGUGUCUUGGAAAGUCUGCGCAUGAAGGUGCUAUAAACUCUGGAAGAACGAAAACAACUUCUACCGACGUUUUGGCUGCAUUCGAAGAUUUUGGUAUCAAAAUUGAUGAAUUGAAAGAAUGGUCACAGACUGACGGCAAGAUUCUUGGAAAGUAUACCGGACCAUUACCUCAAUCUAAGAUUAUGGAAGGUCUACUAAGAAGUGGACUACCAGGUUAUUCAACGAAUGAAUUUAAUGAUUUACCAGCUACUGAGAUCAAAGGAACUUGUGAUUUUAAGUCGAAUGUCAAACCAUUACGUCCUUCAUAUGUUCCAGAAUGGCUUCCUCCAUUCCCUGAAGUUAAACCCCAACAAGAAAAACUUGAAGAUGAGACUGAUGACACAUUAAAAAAAUCUCCGGAAAUUAGCUCAAAUGAAGCUGUAUCUCAAGAUUCUACAUUAGAAAUCCAUAAAGAUGAUGUGAAUUCAAUGAAGUCAAAUUUACUUCCAUCUCAAGAUAAAAGUCUUAAGACGGCACGCCGUAAGAGAUCUCUAGAUCAGCGACCACCAACUUAUGAUAUUGCAAAUGUUUUCAAUUCAAUCGUACCACCAAAAGUACAAACUCAAGAAUCGUCAUUUGAACCAUCUCCAAAAAAGAAACGUAAACUUAAAAUCACUCCGUCAUCGUUGAUUCCGUUUCAUGCUGUUGGUGAGAUAAGUCAAGACGGAAUCACCAAUCAGGAUGUAACUAGUUUAACUAAAUUGAUGUCUUCUACAGUUGGUCCACUUAAGCUACUUAAAGAAAGUCAAACAAAAAAGCCUUCUCCUAUUGCGACUCGUAUUCGUAGUGAUAAUGAAGUACCUGUGACAAAUAUUUCAAGUUUAUCUGAAGUUAAACGACCACAAGUUAAACUUCCUGUUUCGCGAAAGGGAAAGGAAAAAAUGAUAGAUUCUUCGGAUUUCCAAGAGAUUACACCAUUAAAUUCUUCUCGACCAAGGCCGCCAACCGCAAUUCGACGUGGGUCAAAGGUUAAACUCGGAAAGCCAAUCACAAAACCUGCUAUUGUACCUGCUGAUAAACCAGCUUCAGCUUCAACUACUGGUGCAACAAAACUUAGGAUUCGUCUUGGAAAGGUAUCCCCGAUUGACGUCGUUGCUCCCGCUGCUUCUCCUGUAGCAUCAACCUCGUCAGUACAAUCACAACUCGUUGUUAAUAAUCCGUCCAACGUUGGUGUUGCCGAUCCGCCUGAAGUCAUUAAUUGCAUUUGUCCAUAUCCAUUUUCAGAAAUUGACGAUGGAAACUUUAUGCUUUCGUGCGACGGUUGUCAAGUUUGGUUUCACGGAAUAUGCACUGGUUUCGGUCCUAGCUAUGUUGAAGUUGAUACCUGGUACUGUGAACGAUGUCGUGCUCGUGGUAUGGGUAUAUCUUAA
This is a messenger RNA of Racocetra persica, 1551 nucleotides long. Lineage: Eukaryota; Fungi; Glomeromycota; Glomeromycetes; Diversisporales; Gigasporaceae. The record is from the annotation of a GenBank genome assembly.